Messenger RNA from Sciurus carolinensis (gray squirrel), 3348 nucleotides. RefSeq names its product RWD domain containing 2B (gene Rwdd2b). The record is from RefSeq and is a predicted model, not a curated record. Gene Ontology annotation, molecular function: protein binding. The transcript has 7 exons. NCBI's taxonomy places the organism in Eukaryota, Metazoa, Chordata, Mammalia, Rodentia, Sciuridae. Bases 2261 to 3133 code for a protein of 290 amino acids.
CACGCUACCACUGAGCCACAACCCCAGCCCUGACCUUUCAAUGGUGUGCAUGGAGGUGAACUUGGAGAGAACUGGCCUAAUGUCUGCAAUAUACUUUGACAGGCACCAAAGCAGUUUUAAGUGUUAUGAUAAACUCUAGGUCAGAUUGUCUUAAUCUCAACGUAUCAACAUUUGGGAGGGUGGGGUUGGUGCUGGGGACUGAACCCAGCUAUGCUUUACCACUGAACUAUAUCCCCAGACCUUUUAAUUUUUUUGUUUGAGAUUUGUCUUGACAAGUUGCUCAGGGCCUCACUAAAUUGCUGAUGCUGGCCUUAAGUUUCUGAUCCUCCUGACUCAGCCCCUGCAAUUGCUGUGAAUACAGGUAUUGCCACCAUGCCCAGCAACCCUAUCAACAUUUUAAGCCAACGAAUUCUUUGUUUUAGGGGAAUAUCCUCUGAAUGGCAAGAAGUUGAUCAACUUUGUCCUUCCAAGAGAGCAUCCUUCCAGCUGCAAUAACUCAAAAUGUCUUCAGACAUUGCUAAGUGAACAGGGGGAAUCCUUUCUUCUUGAGAACUGCACUGCAAAAUUUGCCCUGUAAAAUUCUCUCAACUUUGUUUUAUACUUGAAAUUUUUCAUAAUAAAAAUUAGAGGAAAAGUAGAUUAUAUAAUGGCGUGAAAAAUGCCCAUCAAAACACCAAGUAAAAGAUAAAACUGAAGACCUGUGUUAUAUUUUUGUUUUUUAAAAAAGUUAGCAGUUGUCUAAUAUCAAUGAAUGUUUUCAAAUCUUGACAUUUCUAAAAUGAACAUGAAAUAUAAAAGUGUACUGCGCGUAGCUGGGGAAGAAAAAAAAAAAACAUAUCUACUCUUCUUUGGGAGUUUCCUUCAAACUGUCCUUCGAUUAACAGGGACAAAUCUCUGGAUGGAUAUCUCUGGAUGGAUACUGUGCCUCCCAGCUUGGUUACUGGGCAAGAACACGUAAGGUCGCCAAGGCCAACGUCUUGCCACUCUGGUUCAGGGUCAAGGGAGAUCAGUCACCAUGCGUGGGAAGACAUCAGAAACGCACCACCUGCGAUUCCACCCUCGCCCCGCAACAUCACCUACCUACCUAAUCGCGAUCUGCACCUUGUUCGCGUUUGAGGAGGAUUAAAGGGCCAACCCUGGCCCUACUAAACGCUGCCCCUUACGCUCCGACAGUGGCAGCAGCUGAGAAAUGACGAUGAGGCCGGGGUGCAGAAAUGGAAGAAUGAAAACUGCCACUGAGAAGCACCUGGGGCGGGGGGCGGUCAAAGAAUAACCCUUCUGCUACAAGUGCCGAGAAGUAACCUGCGGCCGCAUCCCGGGACCCAGAGGUCAGGGCCGUCCUGAUGCCGGGACUCGCGGCCUCGCGCGUUGGCGCCAGUCGGGAGAGGGCGUCCCACUUCCCCCUGGCCGCUCGCAGGACUGGCUGAAGCUUCGAGUCGUCCUGCCCUAGGAUUUUGUCUCCCUAGGGGAUCUGAGGUCACCGUGAAGCCGGGACUCCCGGGCUUACAGCAGCGAGGGAGCCUGGCUCUGGAUGAGCCUUUCAGCCGGGGCACUGGCAGAGUGGACUGGGAGUCUCUCCCCAGCGAAGGCGUCACACCAACUUCCCGGAACUUGGGACGUAAUGGGUCCGCCUCCCCUCGCCUUGCGCGUUCGCUUAUUGGUCCAGGGCCUCCUCGCCGUAUCCUAGCCCCGCCUACGCUCGCUCAGAGGGCCCAAUCAGGAGCCACGGCGUCUGCGUGCUGCACGGGUUUCUUUUUUUUGUUUUUUUGUUUUGGGCGAACGUCGCGACUCGGGCAGUCAGGAGCCCUGCGGUGUAAGAGUAAGCUGCGAGAAGAAAUGAUUCCACUCCCGAGGCUCAGCUUUCGUUGUACGUUUUAACGGCAAUGACUGAAAUCUUGGGUCCGAAAGUUCUCUUGGGGGUUUUCUCGUCAAAGAAGACCCCAAACUCAUGAAAUCCUCUCCAAACUUCACUCUCUCCCUGGUGGACUUUAAGUAAAUACCUGACUGGAAAUAAACUGUACAUAGCCAGACGCGGUGGUGCACUCCUGCAAUCCCAGCGACUCCGGAGGCUGAGAUGUACAUCCUGAUCCUCAAACUAAGUAGCACCAGGAAGACAUGAAGGACAAAACUUUACAUUUAAUAGCUGCUUGAUAAACUUUUACAAAGAUGAGAAAGAAUAAUGUGAAGAUGCCACUGAUUUAAAUAAUGGUGUUUGAUUUCACAAAAUCUUUUUAUAAAGAAACCUAACAGAUGUCCAAAUAUGAUUGAGAUAGAGCAAGCAGAGGCCCAGCUCUCUGAGUUAGAGCUUCUGGCCAGUAUGUUCCCUGGUGAGAAUGAGCUCAUAGUGAAUGACCAACUGGCUUUAGCAGAACUGAAAGAUUGUGUUGAAAAAAAGACUAUGGAGGGGCGAUCUUCAAAAGUGUACUAUACCAUCAAUAUGAACCUGGACAUAUCUGAUAAGUCAAUGGUGAUAUUUUCUCUGGCCUGCAUUCUUCCCUUUAAAUAUCCUGAAGUUCUACCUGAAAUUACUGUCAGAUCAGUAUUAUUAAGUAGAUCCCAGCAGACCCAGCUGAACACAGAUCUGACUGCAUACCUGCAGGAGAAUUGUUGUGGAGAUGUCUGUAUAUUGAAUGCCACGGAAUGGGUUAGAGAACAUGCCUCAGUCUAUGUCAGCAGAGAUGCCCCAUCUUCUCCCACCACAGAAAGUCCAGUCCAGUCAGUCGAUCACACUCUUACAAGACUUUGGAUCUACAGCCAUCACAUCUACAACAAAUGCAAAAGAAAGAAUAUUCUAGAGUGGGCCAAGGAGCUUUCCCUGUCUGGGUUUAGUAUGCCUGGAAAACCUGGUGUUGUUUGUGUGGAAGGUCCACAAAGUGCCUGUGAAGAAUUUUGGUCAAGACUCAGAAAAUUAAACUGGAAGAGAAUCUUAAUUCGCCAUCGAGAAGACAUUCCUUUUGAUGGUACAAAUGAUGAAAUGGAAAGACAAAGGAGAUUUUCCGUUUUUGAAGAAAAAGUGUUCAAUGUUAAUGGAGCUAGAGGAAACCACAUGGAUUUUGGUCAGCUGUAUCAGUUCUUAAAUGCCAAAGGAUGUGGGGAUGUUUUCCAGAUGUUUUUUGGUGUAGAAGGACAGUGACUAAGGAGAAGAGUGGUUGAAAGUAUUUUGUCACUGUUGACUUUUUGGUUUUGCCUACGCUUUCUUGAAAGAUUAAGUAAUUUUAAGCCGAGUGCAGUGGCACACACCUGUAUUCCCAGCAACUCAGGAGGCUGAGGUAGGAGAAUCACAAGUUCCAGGCUAGCCUUGGCUUCUUAGCAAGACCCUCUCUCAAAAUAAAAAACUUAAAAAGGGGC